Messenger RNA from Paramuricea clavata, 1068 nucleotides. The record is from the annotation of a GenBank genome assembly. NCBI's taxonomy places the organism in Eukaryota, Metazoa, Cnidaria, Anthozoa, Malacalcyonacea, Plexauridae.
AUGAAUCGCAGAUCAGAAAAUGGUAUGCAAAAAUCCCUGCAGACCCUGGAUUUACAGAGCCAGCUUUUAACGCUUUUAAGCAUAUCUCCAGUGGCAAAAGAUGCACUUGUUUUAAUGGCUGUUUGUGUAAACAGUUCAUGGAAAAUUCCAUGCGGUUAUUUCUUUGUUGAUGGCCUAAGUGGCUCAGAGCGUGCUAACCUAGUAAAAACCUGCAUCAAGAAACUGAAUGAUGUUGGAGUAGAUGUAGUGUCAUUAACAUGUGAUGGGCCAUCAUGCCACUUUGCCAUGCUGAAGGCACUUGGAGCUUGUCUUGAACCAGGUACUCUUCAACCCUAUUUUUCUCAUCCAAUGGAUCCGAAAAAGAACGUUGCUAGACAUUUGUCAUAUGUUGGUGAAAAUACUCUUGGUGAAAAGCACAUUCUGAUUGAUAAAGAUGGAGAAAAGAUCUGUUGGGAUUACACUGUAGCUUUGGAAAAAUUACAGAAUAAGGAAGGAUUGCGACUAGACAAUAAAUUGAAGUUGGCGCACAUAAAAUGGUGGCAGCAAAAAAUGAAAGUCAACCUAGCAGCACAAGUUUUUAGCUCUAGUGUGGCUAAUGCUAUUGAAUAUUGUAACAAGGAACUAAAGCUACCACAGUUUCAAGGCUCAGAAGCAACAGUUAAGUUGAUCAAAUUGUUUGAUGGUCUUUUUGAUAUCUUGAAUUCACGUAACCCAUGUGCAAAAGGCUACAAGGCACCACUGCUGGUUGCAAAUAAAAGUGUUUGGGAUCCUUAUCUAGAUAAUGCAUACAAUUACAUCCUUGGUCUAAAAAGUGCUGACGGACAAUUAAUGCAUACAACACGGCGGAAGACUGGUUUCAUUGGUUUUCUUGCAGCAGUCAAAAGCAUCAAAGCCGGUCAGUUUCAUGAACUGGUUGAACGAGCAGAAGCUCCAAUGAAAUAUUUGUUCAGCUACAAAUUUAGCCAAGACCAUUUGGAACUGUUUUUUGUGCAAUCAGAUCAGCAGGAGGCUUCAACAACAACCCAACCACCGGGCAGUUUACAUCAGCAUAUAAGCGCCUGCUCAUGA